CUUGUUGCCAUGGCAACCCAGCAUUUUGUGAGGCAAAGAAACGUAAUCUUGAUGAGUAAAUGUGACUUUGCUUUGAUGUUUGACCACAGAAGGCACAUGGAAGAAAGAUAACUAUGGUCUCCAGAUGUAAGAUACCUUAUGUUGAAAAGGCGAACCAUUCCCAAGAAACGCUGCCGGAAGUAGAGAUGAGUGAAUUUACGUUAACGUCUAGUAUAUCUGUAACAGUAAUCUGCGUCAUUAUCAUCUUAUCCCUGGCUUGUGGAUCACGUGCCGUUUUAUUUUCGACCAAAUUACCGCGUCCAUUUAGACAAUUGUGUAAAGUGAGUUUGGCGACUGAUAUCUUGCUUAUGUUAAUGACCGGAAUUCAACCAUGGAUUUAUUGGGACAAUAAUUUCAACCGAGAGUAUGUGGGCACGUGCUCUGUUCUGGUUUCCUCGGCAACUAUGCUUGUCAGUAUGGAAAGAGUGUUUGCAUUGAAGUUCCCACUAAAAUAUAUCCGAUGUACCGGGGAUGAUAAAUUUGCGUCACAUCUCGUAGCGUGGACGUUCUCGAUAACUAUAUCAUCCUACCUGUUUGUUCGCUUUCUUGUGUGCUAUAUGUUACGGUACACGUUAGCAAAUCGUGAGUGUAUGCCGUACCAAGUGUACAGCAUACUGUCUAUAGAAGGACUUUUUGUUUUAACAACAACGGUAUGCUUUGGUUUGGUCUGUCAUACAGCCGCAAAGAACAAAAGACAGCACACACGCCGUAUCACGCGAAUGGGACUUCCGCAAAAUCACGCGCUCAGUGCGACUGACACGCACGUUUCGGCCACCUUGUUCGUCUUGUAUCCAUUUGCAAUAUGCCUUGCGAUCUUCUCUGUGCUCUGUAUUUACUGGCAAUUUAUUCCGAACGACAGCGUUUCAAAAUGGCUGUCAAUUGGAACUCGCUUGGUACACUGUGCAGGGCAUGGCAUUCUUUUCAACUGCUGGUUUGACGAAUGGCGUCUACAUUUUUUAACCAUAAUCUCGCCUUUGAGCGCGAAUCUGCGAGAUAACGCUGACAUAAUGCGCAUAAAUGUUUACAACAUCGUUGUUGCCGAGGCUGUGGUUGCCGAAGCUUUCGAUGGGUCUCGUCUGCAACUUGAAGAAUCUAUUAAAUCCCGCAGAGUUAGCAGAAGUAGAGUUUCUAAUUCGUCAAAGAUUUCAACUAUAAGUGCAGCCGGAUCACUCUCAAUCCAAUCGGUAUCUCUUAAAUCACCGCGGACAUCAACUCAAGAACAGCAGGAACAGAACAGUCGCCCAAAAUCAUCAAGACUGGAGAGCAUAACAGAGGCUGAAGUUUAAAACUAAUUU
Ruditapes philippinarum (Manila clam) is the source of this 1334-nucleotide messenger RNA. RefSeq lists its product as uncharacterized. The record is from RefSeq and is a predicted model, not a curated record. The transcript is spliced from 2 exons. Bases 114 to 1325 code for a protein of 403 amino acids. NCBI's taxonomy places the organism in Eukaryota, Metazoa, Mollusca, Bivalvia, Venerida, Veneridae.